CUUUAUAAUCUAACACUACAGAAAAAAACUAGGGUUUUUGAGUCGCAGAGAAGGCUUCUGGCAUUGGCAUAUACGAAGAGCCAGGCAGCCGCAUCGUCGUCAUUGCUCUGCAAAGCUCAUAAUCUCCUCCAACCAUGGCUGUAGGUAAGAACAAGAGGAUUUCCAAGGGAAAGAAGGGAGGCAAGAAGAAGGCAGCGGAUCCGUUUUCCAAGAAGGAUUGGUAUGAUAUCAAAGCUCCUGCAAUGUUCACCCACAAGAAUGUCGGGAAGACUCUCGUCUCCCGCACUCAGGGUACCAAGAUUGCUUCAGAAGGGCUCAAGCACAGAGUGUUUGAGGUUUCCCUAGGUGACCUUCAAAAUGAUGAAGAUCAUGCCUUCAGGAAGAUCCGGUUGAGGGCUGAGGAUGUGCAGGGAAAGAAUGUUCUGACUAAUUUCUGGGGAAUGGAUUUCACCACAGACAAGCUGAGAUCAUUGGUCAGGAAAUGGCAGACUUUAAUAGAGUCUCAUGUUGAUGUGAAGACUACUGACAACUACACUUUGAGGUUGUUUUGCAUUGCUUUCACUAAGAGGCGCCCAAAUCAGGUCAAGAGAACCUGCUAUGCCCAAUCUAGCCAGAUCAGACAGAUCCGAAGGAAGAUGAGGGAAAUUAUGAUUGCUCAAGCAGCAUCUUGUGAUCUUAAGGAGUUGGUUCAGAAGUUCAUUCCUGAAGCCAUCGGGAAAGAGAUUGAGAAGGCAACCUCAGGAAUCUAUCCUCUGCAGAAUGUCUUCAUCAGGAAAGUGAAGAUCUUGAAGGCACCAAAGUUCGAUAUCGGCAAAUUGAUGGAGGUCCAUGGUGAUUACUCUGAAGAUGUUGGUGUGAAGGUAGAAAGACCUGCAGUUGAUGAAACAAUGGCUGAAGCCCCACCAGCUGCUGAACCUGUUGCUGCUUAAGGAGAUAGAUUGAAUGAACUUCCCCUACGGCCUCUUCUUUCCUGUUCCCCCUAGUCAUUGCCAGAUUAAUCUUGGUUGGAACAAUGGUUGUCAGUAUUUUGCUAGGAAAGAUGUUUUUGGUCUGAUUAGUUUGUGAUUUUAAUUAAAUGGAAGAGCUUUAUAUACAGUUUUGUCUAAGUAAUGAAAUCUGUUGUUUAAUCAUUAAUUUGGAUUCUUAUAAGAACAUCCGCAUUGUUAUACAUUCUCAAUUGCAAUGGAAUGAUUGUUUGCAAUUAUUGCAAAACCAAUUGCAUUAUUUGUAAGUUAAGUUUGCAAUUCUAUGUGCAAAUCAAAAAGUAAAAAUGGA
This is a messenger RNA of Linum trigynum, 1275 nucleotides long. The record is from the annotation of a GenBank genome assembly. NCBI's taxonomy places the organism in Eukaryota, Viridiplantae, Streptophyta, Magnoliopsida, Malpighiales, Linaceae.